Molecule: messenger RNA, 3696 nt
Organism: Mesoplodon densirostris (Blainville's beaked whale)
Lineage: Eukaryota; Metazoa; Chordata; Mammalia; Artiodactyla; Ziphiidae
Gene: WDCP
Product: WD repeat and coiled coil containing
Exons: 5
Coding region: 61-2205 (714 amino acids)
Molecular function (GO): kinase binding
Source: RefSeq, a predicted model, not a curated record
GGUCAUUACAGAGUACUGAGUAGAGUUCCCUGUGCUAUACAAUAACCUUUAUCAGAAAGGAUGGAUUUGGGAAAAGGAAAACUUCUCAGGACUGGACUGAAUGCGUUGUAUCAAGCAGUACACCCAAUUCACGGCCUUGCCUGGACUGAUGGGAAUCAGGUAGUCCUGACCGAUUUACACCUUCACAGUGGAGAGGCCAAGUUUGGGGACUCAGCGGUCAUUGGACAGUUUGAACAUGUGUAUGGGGUGUCCUGGGCCCCACCUGGUACAGCUGACACACCUGCUCUGCUUGCUGUCCAGCACAAGAAGCAUGUCAUUGUGUGGCAGCUGUGUCCUAGCACUACGGAGACAAGCAAAUGGCUGAUGUCUCAGACCUGUGAGAUUAGACAGUCACUCCCUGUCCUUCCCCAGGGCUGUGUGUGGCACCCAAAAAGUGCUGUCCUGACUGUGUUGACUGCACAGGAUGUCUCCAUUUUCCAUAAUGUUCACUGGGACAGUUCCCAGGUCAAAGUGGACAUCAGCACCCAAGGCCUCAUUCACUGUGCAUGUUGGACCCAGGAUGGCCAGAGGCUGGUGGUGGCAGUAGGCAGCAGCGUGCAUUCUUACAUUUGGGACGGUGCUCAGAAGACUCUUCACAGGUGUUCCUUCUGCCCAGUGUUUGAUGUAGACAGCUGCGUGCGCUCAGUCGGAGCCACUGUGGACUCACAGGUCGCUAUAGCCACUGAGCUUCCACUAGAUAAGAUUUGUGGCUUAAAUGCAUCUGGAACCUUUGAUGUUCCCCCUAGUAGUGAAGGCACUUGUCUAUAUACUUUACCAGUUAUUGACGAAGUUUCCUCUGAAACAAAUUCUGAAACACCAGUUUCUCCCUUUUCUUCAUCCCUUUCUGAUCCUCUGGAUCUAACUCAUGUACACUUUGAUAGAUCUAAAUCUGAGGCUAGUUCUCUUAUUUGUCUAAGAAAAAAGGACUACUUGACAGGAACUGGCCUGGAUUCUUCACACUUGGUCCUCUUGACCUUUGAGAAGGAGGUUACCCAGAACAGAAAAGUCACCAUCCCAGGCAUUCUGGUUCCUGAUCUAAUAGCGUUUAAUCUGAAAGCACAGGUAGUCGCAGUGGCUUCCAACACGUGUAAUAUAAUUUUUCUCUAUUCUGUCAUUCCAUCGUUUAUGCCAAACAUCCAGCAGAUUCACUUAGAGAGUGAUGAAAGACCAAAAGGCAUAAGUUUCUUGACAGAUAAAUUAUUGUUAAUUUUGAUAGGAAAACAGAAAUCCACUGAUUCGGCAUUUCUUCUUUCUUCAAAGUCUGAUCAGUAUAUGAUUCGUCUGAUUGUUAGAGAAGUUAUGUUGGAAGAAGACUCUCCAAUGACACUGAGUGAAAACCAGAGUGGCUACUCUGCUUUCAGGACUCUGCUAAAUAAAGCAAACAGAAAAAAGCUAAUUGAAAGUCUUUCCCCAGAUUUUUGUCACCAAAAUGGAGGGCUCUUGUUAACAGCUAAUAGCAGCAGUCAAAGUGGAAGGCCUGGAAGAACCCUUAUUCAAGAAAUUAGAAGUCCUCCAUCCAGUGUCUGUGAUGGCUCCACAGCCCUAGAAACUCUAGAUGCCGGGCCUGUUAACCAGUCGGUAACACUGCCCGGACCCAGCGGCACACCAGACCACACCAGUACCAUGGGACCUCCUAACUUACAAGUGGAAAAGGAAACUUAUCAGCUAUCUAAGAUACUGGAAGUUUUAUCUAGGAACCUGAUUGAAGUGCAGCAGCGUCUUUCUGAACUGACAGACUUUCUGCAUAAUGGAAAGAAAUCCUCUCCAGUGUAUCCACUCUCUCAGGAUGUGCCUUAUAUUCACAUCACUUGCCAGAAAUCUUAUUUUUUAGGUCCUGUUGUAGAAAAAAGAGCCGUGCUUCUCUGCAACGGCAAGCUAAGACUCAGUACAGUCCAGCAGACUUUUGGCCUCUCUCUUAUUGAAAUGCUGCAUGACUCCCACUGGAUCCUUCUCUGUGCUGAUAGCGAAGGCUUCAUCCCCUUAACUUUCACAGCCACACAGGAAAUAGUCAUAAGAGAUGAAUGUUUGCUGCACAGCCUUUCAGAUGAGGUUAUUACAAGCAAGAUCUGUUUUCCGAGGUGGACGCUCCCCCGCUGGGAUUUGUAUUGUCGCUGGGAGGUGAAGAACUUGCCGUGGCUGGCUCGGCCACCUCUCCCCCGAGGCUGACAUUGCCUACUCUCAGCAGAGCCCAGUCUUUGGUAGAUGGCUCAGAAAGUGGUUAUUUAUGUAUUCAUUACUGUGUGGUUUUGUCUAAGGGCACAAUUCCCGGCACAAAGCGAUUUUAUGGUGCCAUAUGGAUUGUGUUUUAUGGUUUCUCUGAGGUUUUUUUGUCCCUUACCCAAAACAGUGUUAAAGCCCUUAGAAGCACUUAAAAGGUACCUCAGCAUUGUUAUAAAUCUUUUUCUUGGCUUAAAGUUGAGUGUGAGGAGUGCUGGAGAACAUCUGCUGCAGCCUAUCUUUUCACUCCAAAUGAGCAGGAAUCAGCAGAGCUCAAAGGAAGACAAAAAAUCGAUUGACUUCUGCUCCCAGGGCUACCUAGAACAGAAAGUAGUUCUCAUGUUGGCUGGACCUCCCAGGAUUUAAACCUAACCCUCUCGCUUCCCUAGAAAAUUCUGGCUGACAUAGUUCCAGGUACUCCUAAAAACUGUCCCUGGGCAGAUUUCAAAUGAAAUUUCAAGUGCUUUGACUCCCUCUGGACCCCACUUGAGUGUGUCCUGAUGUUACUAGUAAAACGCUAAGCAUAGGUGAGGCCUACAGCAUGAUUUGUGCUGUUGCCACUCAUGAUUUUCUCCCUGAUAGGUUACCCACCCCCCAUUGUUGGGAUCAUUAAAAUGUCCUAUUUUUUUCCCAGUAAUCAGCUCCCUUAAAUUGUCACUUUAAUUUUGAUAUUUUUCUUCCCCUCACCCCCCGCAUUCAAGUCUUAGAGACCAGCAUAGAAUCUGCGAGAGAAAGUAUUUCAGAAAGUUGGAAGUUUCACUGAAUCUGAGAUAGUUUAUUAUAAUUAUGGGCUAAAGCACCAGCUUAGCAUAGUGCAAAGAGCCCUGAUUCCAGCUUCAGAUAGACUCACCUUUUCUCACUGCCUUCAAACAGUCAUAAGCUUCAGUCACUGCAGCAUAAUGAACGGCUCAGUGUGUAGCUGGUCAGAGCACAUCUGCAGAUAAAUUGUUUCAGCCAUAGGAGCUCAGAUGCAUAAGAGCUCAAGUGCAUCUUUUUCACCCUUUCUUUUAAAAUCAUCUGGAAAGAAAUAUUUUGUACCCUUGAGGACUCCUGUUGGUCUAUUACAGUUUAUGAAGGUGGAGCUGGGAUAGGGAAGAAGCGAGGGCCCACUUUGUGAUUGAAAUGCAUUAGAGGAGCUGCUGGGAUAAUGGAAGUGGAGCCCCCUUGUCUGGAAUCAGUUGCCUGAGAGCAUUGGCUGAGGACAGUCUGAGGCCUGCUUCCAUUUUCAAAGAAAGUGUCCGGGUGGGGUGAAAGCACAGAACUGUGAAGCCUCAAAAGGGGGUCUGGGAUACCCCAUAGUAAGAUCAGUGUAGGUCACGCACUCAAGGUGUAUGUUAUAAUCAUUUCACUGGUUAGAAUCCUGUGAAUGAGUCUUCAAUAAAAUCACUAAUGGUUGUUGUGGCUUUUGUGAAUGUUUUGAUGGUGUUUGCUUUGUGAUUG